This is a messenger RNA of Paramuricea clavata, 2504 nucleotides long. The record is from the annotation of a GenBank genome assembly. NCBI's taxonomy places the organism in Eukaryota, Metazoa, Cnidaria, Anthozoa, Malacalcyonacea, Plexauridae.
AUGUCGAGGAAAAAGAGACGUAGUGGUCUGUUUGACCUAGACAGAGUAAAAGAGAAAAUCGAGGAGGAAAACGUUUGCUUCAACCGUGUUAAAGAACAGCUUGGGGCAUUGCAAAAGUUUAAUGUCCACGACUUAUAUUUGGUGAAAGGUCUGACCUUCACUGAGCACGAAACACUUCAACUUCUUGCCGCACAAUUGACUUUUCAAGGUGUUUGUAACCUUAGAAAAGCGAUACAACAUGUUCCAUUUAACAUAGUGUGAAUUACGGCAGGAAAAUCCUUACGAGCGUUGUUAAUAUGGGAUGCUUUCAACGCGCUUUGCACAUAUUGUGAUGUUGAUGAGCUUUCACGCUAUACAGAGAUUAUGGAACAGUGGUGCCCUAAAUUUCUUGGUGCCCUAAAUUUAAAAGUCACGCUUGAGUGUAGGAAUUGCGCUAUGCAUUUUGGGCCAUGCAAUUUCAGUGACGAAUGUGGCACUCAUCUUUAUCCAGCAGACACUGAUGAUAAUACAUUUAUGGAGGUCAGCAACAUGACUUACUUUGACUUGGCUUUGUACCGUUGGAUUCCUUCUCUAAGGUUCAUUCAUUGUUUUGCUUCAAAUUACUUAUUUAACACUUUGUUUUCCUUCAAAUUAUUUAAACCUUUAUAUUAUAACAUUUUCUAGCCAUCACUGUUGGGUAUCCUUCAGUGGAUUCUCAGAGGCUUAUAACGAAAUAUACCAAGAGCCAAUCAGCCGAUAUGCUUCGCGCUUAACAGGUAAAUAAUUAGCACAUUAGUAUUACAGUAUAUUUUUGCAAUUUUCAAAUUUAAUACAUGUGCAUUUGUUACUAAAUAAUAAACUCUAAUUUAUCGGCAAAUACCGUGAUAAAAUUGUAAAUUUCACACCUUUUAUACAAUGAAUCGACGAAACAUGUAUCCUUUAUGCUACAAAUCAUCAUAUACCGAAACAAAACUUUUUUACUGAUAAAUCUGUAACCGCUACAGAAAAACAGAACAAAUUACAGUAAAAACACAACAGAAUACAGAAGCGAAAGUGGGACACUUUGUAUUUUGACUGUAUAUCUAUAAAAUUACAACAACUUGGAGACCUUGGACAAUAGUGACAAAAAUAAUUUGCAAGUAGAGGCUAGAUCUAUACCAAGUUAAUUAUAUAAUGUCUGUCUAAAGGCUGGAUCACACUGUCAAUGCGAUUGUAAUAGUGACACAAUUUGCAAGUAGAGGCUAUAGUAUGCGGCACGCAAUAAUUGGCAAAAUUAUCUAUACCAAGUUAUUGUAUGUCUAAAGGCUGGUUCACACAAUGCAAUCGUAAUAGUGACACAAACAAUUUGCAAGCAAGUCUUGUCAGCAAGUGGACUACAUUACAUACAUUACAAAAGCAAAAUCGGAUCCGACAAAAUGGAAUUGUGUGAACUAGCCUUGAUGAUUGUUGUUGAUGUUGCUUUACCCAUAUACAGUAUGUCUAAUAUUUGCCUAUUUGGUUUUUCUAGGGUCUUUAAAUUUGAAAGAAACAGGUGAAGAUGCAGAUUGCAAUGUUGGUAUGUAUAGUAAUAUCUAUUUUUAACAAUAUUUAGAUAAUAGCAAUAAUUGGAUUUCAAUUGCAAUGUUAAAUCUUAGAAUAGAAACCCAUCUGACCAAAUAAAUUUAUUAACAGUUUAAGUGGCAAUGCACCCCUAUUUUAUUAUUUAACUCUGUCUAACGCCAGACGAUUUUACACGUCAGGGGUUAAUCAGACUAUCUGCCUAAUUAAUGGGUUAAUCAGACUAUCUGCCUUAAGGUGGAUUUCCAGUCCUUGCACGAAGCUCCUCGCAGCUCGCUGCGAGUGCAUGCAUGAGCACUUUCAUCCAAUCACAAUGCAAAACAGUUAAUUUUAAUUAGAUGCAAUCACUCGCAGCGAGCUGCGAGGAGCUUCGUGCAAGGAUUGGAAAUCCACCUUAAUGCACCCUGUGAAUUUUGCCUUCUUUUUUAUUGUCUAAUGCCAGAUGAUUUUACUUAUUGAGGGAAACUUGUGCACACUAAUGUGGCAUCCAGGCUUCAAUGCCACCUGUCUUUUGAAUGGGCAUUUUUAAAAGUGGACGGGAACUUUAUUAACCAAAAUUCCAAUAUAUUUGGUCUACAUUUGCUGACAUUUAACAGUCAUUGCAGAUACCAAAGAUAUGCUGACCAUAAGAUACAAGUUGCCAUUUAUGGGUGUAAUAUAUCUGUGAAAUAUUUAGUAUUUUUGGUUAUUUGGCGAUUUAAUUAUUUUAUCUUGUGGGUGUUUUGCCAGGUGAAGUAUCUGCUAAAGUAGUUGCCAAGUGCUUCUGGCACCACAAAGUUGAGCAAGAACUGACUGAAAGAGGUUUGAGGAAGGAAUGGGUUUUUGGUCAGCAACAUGACAAGGAACACAGUGGUAUCCAUGACAAUGUUAUGGAGUAUCAUGAUUUUUUCUGUGUUGGUGUAAUUGCAUUAGGUCGUAGGUUCGAUUCCCAAUGCAAGGGACUGAUGCAAGAAGACUCACCCUUUUGA